Messenger RNA from Phoenix dactylifera (date palm), 2860 nucleotides. It is a transcript of the gene ABA3, whose product is annotated as molybdenum cofactor sulfurase (LOS5) (ABA3). Lineage: Eukaryota; Viridiplantae; Streptophyta; Magnoliopsida; Arecales; Arecaceae. Gene Ontology annotation, biological process: Mo-molybdopterin cofactor biosynthetic process. Gene Ontology annotation, molecular function: molybdenum cofactor sulfurtransferase activity; molybdenum ion binding; pyridoxal phosphate binding. The record is from RefSeq and is a predicted model, not a curated record.
CAGGCGUACUUCAAGACGGGGCCCGAACGCGAACCAAAAAGAGAGUUUUGGAGAAAUGGAGCGAUCGAAGGAGGAAUUCCUGAGGCGAUUUGGGGAAGACUACGGAUACCCCAACGCGCCCAAGAACAUCGAUGAGAUCCGCGCUUCCGAGUUCAAGAGGCUCCAAGGGCUUGUUUACCUGGACCAUGCGGGUGCCGCGCUGUACUCCGAAGCCCAGAUGGAAGCUGUGGUCAAAGACCUUACCUCCAAUGUCUACGGAAACCCUCAUAGCCUGAAUGAUUCCAGCAUGGCCACCUCUGACAUCAUUAGUGCAGCACGCCAGCAGGUCCUUAACUAUUUUAAUGCAUCUCCGAAGAACUACGUAUGCAUAUUUACUUCUGGGGCAACAGCGGCUCUGAAACUUGUUGGGGAAGGAUUUCCUUGGAGUAGAGAAAGCUGGUACAUGUACACCAUGGAAAAUCACAACAGUGUCCUUGGGAUUAGAGAAUAUGCUCUUGAUAGGGGAGCAACUGCUCUUGCUGUUGAUAUUGAAGAUGUUAAACUUCAUGGUCGACAAGAAGGAACUAAUGAAUCUUCAGUUCGGAUCCUAAAACACUCAGUGCAGAGAAGAGCCGAAGCUAAAUUUCCACAAGAUGGCAUGAUUGGCAAACUGUCAGAUAAUGCAUAUAAUUUGUUUGCGUUCCCUUCGGAGUGCAAUUUCUCUGGUCAGAAAUUUUGCCUUGACUUGGUUAAGGUUAUCAAGGAUGAUGCUCAAAAAAUUUUUGAAGGCUCACAAGGGGGACAAUGGAUGGUUUUGGUAGAUGCGGCAAAAGGAAGUGCAACUGACCCCCCUGAUCUUGCUAGGUAUCCUGCUGAUUUUGUUGUCUUUUCUUUCUAUAAGAUAUUUGGCUAUCCAACUGGGCUUGGUGCUCUUGUUGUUCGAACUGAGGCGGCCAGGAUUCUGACUAAAACCUAUUUUAGUGGAGGCACAGUAUCUGCUUCAAUUGCUGAUAUUGACUUCAUAAAAAGAAGGGAGCACAUUGAACAAGUGCUUGAAGAUGGGACCCUAUCAUUUUUGGCGAUAGCUUCCAUUCGUCAUGGGUUCAACGUAAUUGAUGCAUUGACUACAUCUGCUAUUUCUCGGCAUACAACAUCUCUGGCUGCUUAUGUGAGAAACAUGAUGAUGGACUUAAAGCAUGAAAAUGGAGUGAAUGUUUGCACAAUCUAUGGAAGAGACAUUGCUAAGGUAUUGUCUUUGGACUUGGGUGCCACUAUCACAUUCAAUUUGAGAAGAGCAGAUGGCUCCUGGUAUGGAUAUCAUGAGGUGGAAAAGUUGGCUUGUUUAUCAGGAAUCCAGUUGCGGACAGGUUGCUUCUGCAAUCCUGGUGCAUGUGCCAAAUAUCUUGGUUUGUCUCACUCUGAUCUUCUUUCCAACUAUGAGGCAGGCCAUGUUUGCUGGGAUGAUAAGGAUGUAUUACAUGGAAAACCAACAGGUGCCGUUAGGAUAUCCUUUGGUUAUAUGUCCACAUUUGAAGAUGCAGAGAAAUUUUUGAGUUUUUUAGAAAUAUCUUUUGUAGCAAAGCAUAAGUCAUCCAAUGGUAAAUGUCAACUAAGCACUGAGGCAGUUCCUUUAUCAGGCAUUGGUUGGCAGCAGUUGGCAGGGAAUGUCCAACUGAAAUCCAUCAUGGUUUACCCUGUAAAAUCCUGUGCAGGAUUCAGCAUGUAUAGUUGGCCGCUAAGCAAUAUGGGCCUGAAAUAUGACCGAGAAUGGCUUCUCAAAGGACCAAGUGAUGAAAUUUUGACUCAGAAAAAGGUACCUGAAAUGUGCAAUAUCCGUACAUUUGUUGAUUUAGAGCAGGGAAAGCUGUUUCUAGAAUCACCACGCUGUAAAGAGAAAUUGCAAGUUUCUCUUGCAAAGAAUUCAUUUUGGGAAAUGGAGGAAAUGAAUGCCUAUGGUCAAAGAUAUGAAGUGAUGACUUAUGAUGAUGAGGUCAAUAUGUGGUUCACGGAAGCCAUUGCUCGUCCUUGUACCUUUGUGCGAUGUUCAAGUUCCAAGAAACGUUCGUGCAUGAACAAGGUUGGUAGAGAAGGCCAAUGCAGGGAUAGUGAGAGCAAAUUAACUUUUGUUAAUGAAGCACAGAUCUUAUUAAUAUCGGAGGAUAGUGUUCAUGAUCUAAACAGCCGGUUAAACUCAACAGAUAUGCAGAAAGAUUACUCUGGUUCAGGGCAGCCAGUGCUUGUUGAUGCAAUGAGAUUCCGUCCCAAUCUUAUUAUUUCAGGAGCAAAGCCAUAUGUUGAAGACAGCUGGAGAAGCCUGCAAAUUGGAGAGGCACACUUUACUUCAUUGGGUGGAUGCAACCGCUGUCAGAUGAUUAAUCUUGAUCAGCAAUCCGGACAAGUGCGAAAAUUGAAGGAACCUUUGGCAACAUUAGCUUCGUAUAGACGAGUGCAGGGGAAGAUUCUAUUUGGUGUUCUGUUAAGAUAUGAGGACUGCAUCAUGGAGGAUGGAGAAGAAAAGAAUGGCAAGGAGAGAUGGCUUCAGGUGGGGCAAGAAGUUUAUCCAUCUAUUGAUUAGUUGAGGAGAAAAAAGAAAAAAGCUCAACCUGGAAUCUUCUUUCUUAACCUAAAGAGAUGUUAUAAAUUACCUGCCCUGAGUUGCAGAUGAAGUGGCAGUUUGAGAUAGAACUACAGAUAAUAGAAGAUUUUGCUUAUAAUCCAUUUCCCCCCAAAAAAUAGUCAAAAUGGAUUUACAAACAGGUGAAUGUAAUAGGGAUAGUGACCUGUAUUUUAUGUGUAUGUAUAUCUGCUUGGAUACAUCAUGCGCAGCAUCUUCCAUAAUUGUGUAUUAGCGUAGAAGAGAAAAAGAGUUGUCGUUUUGCUA